AAAAAAAAGAACAUCUAAGGCCCUCCACAGGAUUCCCGAUCCUUGAGGUUUAUGCAAGUAUAUAAACCAUCCCAACCCACACAACUAAAUCAUACACUCACUUACCAAUUUCUUCUGUGUCUUCUUCUACCAUCAUUGGCGACAACCCACUCUUCCUCCUCUCAUUCUAUUCCUCAAGUUCCCCAAGUCCCUCAAGAAGAUGAGCAGGCCAGGAGAUUGGAACUGCAGGUCAUGCCAGCACCUUAACUUCAGCCGCCGGGAUUCUUGCCAACGAUGUGGGGAGCUGAGGUCCGGAGAUUAUGGAGGUUUUGGUGGGAGAGUUGGAUCAUCAUUUGGAUUCAGCAGUGGCUCAGACGUCAGGCCUGGGGACUGGUACUGCUCUGCUGUGAACUGCGGCGCUCACAACUUUGCUAGCCGCUCAAGCUGCUUCAAGUGUGGUGCAUUCAAGGAAGAAUCUUCUGGUGGUUAUGAGGCUGACAUGGCUCGUUCAAGAGGUCAUGCUUUUGGUGGUGCAGGUCGCUCCGGAUGGAAAUCUGGUGACUGGAUUUGCACAAGGUCAGGGUGCAAUGAGCAUAACUUUGCGAGCAGGAUGGAAUGCUUCAGGUGCAGUGCACCAAGAGACUGUGGUGACAAAUCUUCUUAUUCAUCAUAGAUUUCCAUUUUUUGGGUACUGAAGUCUGAGAGAACCAAAAGAGAGAUCGCCUAAUAUAAUAGCUCAAGUCACUUGUUUUUGUCCGCCAGCUUAGUUUUUUUUUUUUUUUUUUUAGGGUUGUCUUCAGUGUCUUUGUAUGUGUUGAAAGAAGAGUUUUCAGCUUCAUUGUAUGAUGCAUAGUGUUCUUACAAGAAGCUUAUGAAAGCCUUCUUUCUUUUAUCAAUAGAGAUAUGAUAUAUUUGGUAUAAA
This is a messenger RNA of Macadamia integrifolia, 901 nucleotides long. RefSeq lists its product as uncharacterized. Gene Ontology annotation, cellular component: cytoplasm. Gene Ontology annotation, molecular function: mRNA binding. The transcript has 4 exons. Bases 200 to 652 code for a protein of 150 amino acids. NCBI's taxonomy places the organism in Eukaryota, Viridiplantae, Streptophyta, Magnoliopsida, Proteales, Proteaceae. The record is from RefSeq and is a predicted model, not a curated record.